Molecule: messenger RNA, 6515 nt
Organism: Ylistrum balloti
Lineage: Eukaryota; Metazoa; Mollusca; Bivalvia; Pectinida; Pectinidae
Product: E3 ubiquitin-protein ligase RING2-like
Exons: 4
Coding region: 2934-3962 (342 amino acids)
Cellular component (GO): PcG protein complex; ubiquitin ligase complex
Molecular function (GO): ubiquitin protein ligase activity; chromatin binding
Source: RefSeq, a predicted model, not a curated record
UAUAAACCUUUUACACAACUUAAUUGAAGCAAGGUUAUAUAUUAUAGCCUUGUGCAUGUGCAUGAAUCCAUCCUACACACUGCUGACAAGGUCUGUCUACAGAGAUUUAAGUUGGGAAAUAACGCAUUGUGUCUCAUAACAAAACAAGUCGCUGCAUCCUCUACUUCACCGAAGUUUGUAAAAGAAUAAAAUCAAAUAAACGGCGAAAUGCAGGUUUCUGAAGCCUUUCUUAGCUACUGUUUCAUUGACAUCAAAACCUCUGGAAAAGGUACCGCGUAAAAUGUGUGGCGCACCUUAUUUUGGUAAUUACGACCUUUACUUGACCUUUGACAUUGACGGUUUGCGGAGCAUCCCGGUCAUUCGUAUGGACGUCAAAAUUGGAACUAUGUACAACAUAACAUGUAGAUAUGCAGUGUGUCGUAUAUUUAAAUGUUCUCUUCAACCUCUGCUUGAUCUUUGACAGUGAUCGUAUAAGACAACAAACAGGUUUACAGAGCAUCAAUAGUUGAGUGGCGAUAAUCGCCCUACAGACGUCGGUUGAAGUCGUAUUUUGAACAAACCAUACAUUCAUUGCAUUUUUGAAUAUAUGAUUUGAAGAUUAAUAAAUCCAGAAGCACAAUCUAAGUAGAAAAUUAAGUCACCGAGGAGCAAAGUUAGAAACAACCAUUUUACAGGUCGGGAAUAAAUAUAAAGUCAUUCUGCAAAUUUAUAUAAUUUUAAACUGGUUUUACGUCCACUAUCGAGACUGUAAAGUGGAAGUCACCAAAUUAAUCACGGGCCAGAAAUUAUUUGAAUGAACAAGCAAACGUUUUUUCCGGCAUUUUAAAGCAGCGUUGUUUAUAAAGUCCAGCGAAAAGUCUUUCAAUCGAAAUAGGCCAUAGGUCAGAGAGAUCAAAUGUUAUAUUUUUUCUGUUGUCUUAAAAAGGAAACGAACAUGAACUGACCGAAAUGAUUUCAACAUUAUUUGGCAUGACGCAUACGUUGGACAUGCGCUAUGCAAAAGGCAAUGAUAAAUAAUAAUAUUUAACAUUUAUUAGCCCACCAUCAUCAGUGGGCAGUUCAAAACGCCCGUUGUCUGUCCGUCUGUCCUGUGUUCCUGUUGUGUUUGUUACCCCUUAGGGUCUUCCAGUACACGAUAGCUCCUCGAUGAUUAAGAUACGGGAGACUCGAAGCAUGCCAUCCAGAGUAUUUAGAGUAAAGUGUCUUGCCCUUGGACACAAAAACGUAAGCACAGACCGAUCCUGUCACAGCUUCCUGAGAAACAGAAGCUGCAGCGUAUGGAGAGCGUCGGGUCAUCACCUGGUAUUACGGUUUGCCAACGCUAUAACUGAUAUUUAAAAAUUUGAAGUUUAUCGCAGUAUUGAAUGGAUCUAUCUGAAAUUUUAUAUGUAUAGUCAGUUCCCUUGGUCUCAAGUAGUGUCGACUCAUUUAUCGGACUGAUCCGAAAAAUGAAAUGGCGGCCAGACAGUCAUCUUGGAUUUCAACAGUUGAAGUUUGUUAUCGCAUUUUUUUUCAUUUAUAUAUAUUGUUUUCAUAUAUAUUGCUGUCUUGAGCAGUUCUGGAAUGAGCAUUCUCAUAUUCCAUAGGUCCCUAUUUGUGCCGAUUUGAUUUUUUAUAUCUAUUCGAAAGAAGAGGAAGAACGGAAAAGAUCAUACAAUGAUGGAAGCCAAGAUCACUCGGAGACCUCUGAGUAACAAAAACUGGUUUUACUGGAUAGAAUUUCGACUUGUCCCUCUUUCGCGCAUUUGUUUCCGUUAUGAACAGUUGUUCGAUUUCAAUCAAAGUCUAUAUGUACGCAACAACGACUGUGGUGCAUAAAUAUUAAAUAUAAUGUAUUUAGUUUAACUUCAUCAAUCACUUGGUUUCACGUCCUUUAAUUGUGAAUAGAUAUCAGGUGGCAGAUCGCAUUGAUAGUUUUAGCAUUAUCAAUGUAUUCAGUAUUAAGAAAACCAGACGCGUGUAAUGAGGGACAGUAUUGGACUGAAUUUCCGUCAUACAUUAUACAUUACUGUUCAACAUUACACUAAGUUUUUCUAUACAUGUAGUCAGUGAGCUAAGAGGAUUUUGUAACAAAUAACCAAACUGGUCACCUACAGAAACUCAACAACGUAUGAAUUAUAACUUUUCUGAUAAGAAGUAUUGAUUUGCUGUUUUUGUUAUUCUGUCUUUUGGUUUCCACCUCAGAACGUUUUAUCGUGGACUCUUAAAGUUUUUAAUGAUGUCUAAUCCACACAGAAUUAUCCGUUUAAAAAAGUGGUUUGUCGACAAUAAUUUUCCUUAGAGAUGAACUCACAACUCACUUCUCCGCCCUGCAUCUAAAAUGAGUUUAAGCAAAAUGCGAAAUGUGAAGGGGAAUUAAAACAAGAGACAAAAAGCUAAAGGAAGAAAAGAUAUUCAGAAAAAUAUAUUAAGAGAGUACUACGGGUCCACCACGGAAUACCAAUGGAUAUUUGAACCACUAUCUCACGGUCCGAUAAUGUCCAUGUCCUUCUUUAACAGUGCGUGAAGCAUUAGGUACAGGGGAUGUCCUUCUUUCACUGAACGCGUUUGAAAAUUUGCACUUUGUACAGCUGUAACGCAAGUUACUUUGCCUAACUCAAAUUAGCGAAAUAAUUUUAACAGUAUUACGGAGAUUCAGUGGAUCGCAAAACUUUUUUGAUGACAAUGAUGACACUUUUUUAAGUCAUCCGUCUGCUGCAUUUAAAAAUCUUGAAAACGCAAAAUUAUUCAAUUUUCAUAAAUUGAUAUUCUGUUCCUAUCCAGAUUGAAAGUGAUAUCCCAUACUACCUGCCUGAUACAUGUCUUCUUGAUAAACUUAUCGCUAUUACCAGUAAGCUAGCAUAUGGUCUAAGGGAAGUAACUCACCUGUCUCUCCGUCUCACUCGUGUGAUCAUGCGUUGAAAGGCACUUCCGCUGUUAAAUUGAUAAUCAAAAUGGCGAACGAGAUCACUCACGCACCAAACAAAACAUGGGAAUUGAGUCUAUACGAGCUUCACAGGACACCACAGGAGGCGAUUACUGAUUCUACAGAGAUAGCUGUAUCUCCCAGGAGUCUGCACAGUGAACUAAUGUGUCCAAUUUGUCUAGAUAUGCUUAAAAACACGAUGACAACAAAAGAGUGUCUUCAUCGUUUUUGUCAAGACUGUAUCAUCACAGCCCUUCGGAGUGGCAACAAAGAGUGUCCAACUUGCAGAAAGAAACUCGUGUCUAAACGUUCUUUGAGGCCUGACCCCAACUUCGAUGCGCUUAUUUCCAAAAUAUAUCCUAGUCGAGACGAAUAUGAAGCGCACCAAGAGAGGGUACUUGCAAAACUUAACAAACAGCACAGUACUGCUGCGUUGACUCACAGCAUUGAAGAGGGACUGAGAUUACAAGCUAUGAAUAGGGCUCAAAGAGUACGUAAACAUGCUACAGAACCAGACCUUUCCCGUCUGGAGACAGCCAGCACUACAUCUAAUGAUGCAACUCCUAAGAAGAGGCCCAAACCAUAUUCGGAUGACUCUAGUACUGAGAAUUCAGUGGGAGAGGGUGGUUCAGAACUAGGGCAUCCUAUAGAGCCUGUUGAGAGAGAAGUACCAGUUAGUGACAUUGAAUUAGUGUUCAGGCCUUUACCUAUCGACUCUGAGUCUCAAGCAGCCAACUUUGAUGCCUCGCAGACAAGAUAUAUCAAGACGACUGCCAAUGCUUCAGUGGAUCAUUUGUCAAAAUAUCUUGCCAUCAGACUCUCCCUGGAAUCACAAAAGGCAGAUGGCGGUGGUGCCAGUAGUGAUACAAGAUACAGCAUCCACAUAGCUAGUACACCAGGAUGUUACACAUUACUGAGUGGAGUCAUGACCCUGGACCAGGUCAAUGAAAAAUACUGGCGCGUAAACAAGCCACUGGAAAUGUACUUUGCCAGUAUGAAGAAGACUGGAGAGACCACGCCCAGUCACACACCUACCAAGAAAGGCAGUGACAAGUGAAUCAGCUACAAAAUAUUUAGCACUUGCUCUUGAAAGAAAAAAACUGUGUGAUUCCAGUUUAAACAAUAGAGUUUCACUUAAAGUUAACAACUGCCAUAUUGACUUUAAUUCUGCAUGAUUUAAUGAAAUAGUUAUUAAACCAAAUCCUUAGCAUUUUUGCUUGAUGGGUUUGUCAGCUGUGAGAAACAUUGAAUUGUCACAUUUUUUCGUGAGGUGAUAUAAAAUGGCAUUCUGUCAUGGAUUAGAUUGAGAAAAUAUUGUUUCUUUUGAAAUAGAAUUUAAACCAUGAAGAUUUAUUUCUUGAAAUAUUUCAAUUUCAUUUCAAGCACAAUUCCAGGAUGAGAGAUUUAUUCAUGAACUGCUUUAACAGUUUGUAAGUUAUUUUACUGUAAUGAUGCUCUUUGCUUUCAUUGUCAUAUGAAAGCUCAGACUUGACAGCUAAUUUUCAGAGAAAAUUAUUUACUAGUAUUAGGACAGGGAUGUUUAAAACUACAGUACAAAACGAUCCUGUCAUUGUAGAUAUUUCUGAUAUUUAUGUAAGUAAUUCCAUAAGUGAACAAAAGUAAAGAUUUUUGGUAAAAAAAAAAUUGCAAGACUCCAUUUUACAGAAUUUUGUUAUAACUUGGUAAAUAGCUAAUUAUUUUGUUCUGCUCAAAAAGACGAUUCACGUUAAAUGGUCUAUAAAUACCCAGUUCAACAGAUUACCAUGUAAUCAUCAGCAGAUGUAAUUAUACACAUGCACACCUAUAUCAAUCUGGAAUAUGACACUUCUGAGACUUUUUGGCUGAUGCUAUAUUGAAUGUAUUUAUACUGCCAAACUGAUAGAAUAAUGCAGACUCGUGCAAGGGCAUUAUGUUAAUGAUAUAUUUUGUUGUAUAUUGUGCAUAUUGUAACUGUUUUGUAUUUGUUCACAAAAAACUUUACAAUAUAUAUAAUCAGAAAUCAGUAAUCAAGAAGGGACCAAAGUGCUCAUACCAAUCCACCCCUUAAAAAGUCUGAUUGUACACUUCUUUGUAAAUCCCAAAGUAUUCCAAAGACUUGUCAAAUCUGUACAACAUAUUUAAAUUUAGCAUAAUCCCAUAAGUCUGUUUUUGGUUAAUGGUAUUUUGAAGUGCUUCAUGCUAUGUUACAAAUAUUUCUUAAAACCUAUGUCAUAUGUUGUUUUCAAUGAAUUUCUGGAACAAUGUCAAGGUGCUCUUCAUUGCAAAUUGUAAUUACCCAAGCUAAAGUAUUAAUAUCUCUUUGUUGAUAUAUUGUACAUAUCUGAAUCAGAAGAUUUUUGUGAGCUUUUGAUGUUUUGUGAUGUAUGGGUGGCUUGGCUGGAAAAUGUGUCAUUAGUUAAAAUGAUUUUUUUCAAUAUUGAAUACCCAGUUCAUUGUGAAUAAAAAUAGGAUUCUAUGCUCAUCAAGAGAGAAAGAAAGAUGGUUUCCUAGCAGAAUUUUACGAUAGUGACACUCUAUAAAAACUUCCGGAACAAUAUACAUCUUCAUUGCUGUUUAACUUUAUAUCGAUACACAAUGUGAAAAAAACCCUAUGAACUGACUCCUAUGUCAGUUAUUUGUGGAUUUACCCUGUCCAGGCAUAGAGUAACCACUUUAAAAGUGAUGCCAGUUAUAAAGCCAUUUAAUUAAAAAAUGUGUUUGUAAAUUUCUGUUUGGCGAGAUAAUAAGUUUUCAUAAUGAUUUGUUACUCUUGUAAAUCAUAGAAUAUCUAUCAAUGGAAAUGCAAUAGGAUUUGAAAUUGUUUUUUAGAGCUUUGUAUGUCAUUAUCUAGCUUUAAUAUCUUUACCAUAAAUUUCUAAACAGCAAUGUGUAACCAGAAAUAAACAUGUAAAUAUAAAUUUUACAACAGUUAAGAAAUUAGAAUAGAUUUCUAGUAUUUUUUCUCAUACCACAUUGAAAGUUUGUUGAAGGAGCUUUAUAAGUAGCUAGCAUCAAUGACUAAAUUGUAAAACAGAAUCAUAAAUGUUCUUAAAUUCUGGUGUAUUUAAAUGUUAUUAUUAGUAUAUGCUUGUUUCCCUUUUUCCUACUGAAUGCUAUUACAUUAUAAUAUAAAUCAAGAAGUAAUCCCAUAGGCAAUGCUGGUUAUACCACAAGUUACAACCAAUUAUUGGUAUAUGGUGAUUAAAAGGUUUGGUUGCAAUUUUUCUUAGCUAAGUAAAUGAUAUGAUGAAAAGAUUAACAGAAGAAUUCUCAAUGGAAAGAUGUUGCUUGUUUUGAUGAAAUUCAGUGAAUCCGAUUCAUGAAUAUCACAUGUAACCUAUUAGGGAUUAAUUAUUUAAUUUAACAUGUCAUAUUAUUUUUGUAUGUUAAAACAUUGUUGCUGUAAUGUGUUGUGUUAGUCAGUCAUAGAAAUGAAGACAAGAAAUACAGUUUGAUCAUUGAUAAUAUGAUAUAUAAGGACAAGUUAUAACAGGAUAUGAAGAAAUUUUUUUGGGUCCUAAUUGUCUGUAUUUGAAUCCAUGCUAAGUGAAGAAAAUGUGUAGUUUCUUUUAAAGCAUGUGAUUGUUGUAAAUAAAACUGUUCUAAUAAAGUAAUUUCUUAUUACAAAAUG